AUGCAUGUUAUGAAUUGUGUCUCCUUGGCUAGUGAAAAAGAAAAUGGGGAUCUUUCUGUUGCAGCUGGAUUAAUGAUUGGGCAAACACCACCACCGCCGCCACCUCCACCACCCCCACCACCACCCCCUCCUCCGCUGCCAUGUCCAGGCAAUGGGUGUCCUCCUGUUCCUCCCCCACCACCCCUGCCAGGGGGUCCUCCUGCACCCCCACCACCCCCUCCAGGACUACCUCCUUCUUCUUAUGUGAAUGGACAUGGCCACCUUAGUAAAAAAAAGAAAAUGAGGAGUUUUUUUUGGAAAACAAUUCCAGAAGAGCAGGUUCGUGGCAAAACCAACAUCUGGACGAUUGCAGCAAGACAACCACAGAAGUACCAGAUUGAUGCAAAGACUAUCGAAGAGCUCUUUGGGCAGCAAGAAGACACCAAAUCGUUGGUUUCUAGGAGAGGUGGAACUUUAAAUGCUUCCUUCAAAGAAGCUAAAGAAGAGGUUUCUGUCUUGGAUGCAAAACGAUGCAUGAACAUUGGAAUAUUUCUCAAGCAAUUCAAAAAGUCUCCCCAGUCCAUAGUAGAAGAUAUCCACCAAGGAAAUGGUGAACAUUACGGAUCAGAAACGUUGCGAGAAUUUCUUAAGCUUUUGCCGGAGUCAGAAGAGGUAAAGAAAUUAAAAACAUUUAGUGGAGAUGCAACCAAGCUGUCUCUGGCAGAUUCCUUUAUAUACCUCCUAAUUCAGGUGCCAAAUUAUUCACUUCGGAUUGAAGCCAUGGUGCUAAAGAAGGAAUUUUUACCUUUGUGUUCUUCUCUGUGGGAUGACAUGUCCAUGUUAAGAGUGGCUACGAAGGAGCUGAUGUCCUGUGAGGAGUUACAUUCUAUCCUGCACUUGGUCCUCCAGGCUGGAAAUAUUAUGAAUGCGGGAGGUUAUGCUGGCAAUGCAGUGGGUUUCAAAUUAUCAUCAUUGCUCAAAUUGGCUGACACAAAAGCAAACAAACCAGGAAUGAAUCUCCUCCACUUUGUGGCUCUGGAAGCCCAAAAGAAAGAUGCUGUUCUUCUGAACUUUUCUGAAAAACUACGUCAUGUUCAGGAUGCUGCCAGAUUAUCUCUUGAUAACACCGAGUCAGAGCUUCACUCACUGUCUGCACGGACAAAAUCUCUAAAGGAAAAUAUCCAGCGGGAUCCUGAGCUUUGCCAACAGAUGAAAGCCUUUAUUAAGUUUGCUCUUCAAAAGCUGGAGGAACUAGAGAGCUGGAGAGAAGAACUCCAGAAGGAGGCCCAUGCCCUCAUUGAUUUUUUCUGUGAAGACAAAGAAACUAUGAAGUUGGAUGAAUGCCUUCAGAUAUUCAGAGACUUUUGUACCAAAUUCGAUAAAGCAGUGAAGGACAACAGGGACCGAGAAAUUCAAGAAUUCCGCCAGCUACAGAAACUGAAGGGCCUGGAGGAGAAGAGACGUUCCUGGGCAGCCGGGGAGCUUGGGGGCUUUGGGAGGAGUAGCAGUGAAAAUGAUGUGGAACUUUUGACAAAGAAGGGCCUAGAGGACUUCCUCCCCUUCUUGCAUCAGAGGCCCGUUAGUCCUUCCCACCGACCCCCCAACGCCCGUCGGUCCCGGCUUUCCCUGGGUACCUCUGCAGAUCGAGAGUUGCUCACUUUCCUGGAGACCUCCACAGGGGAGGACUUAAACAAAUUCAACAGCCUUCCUCGGACCAGCACAAGGCAGGCCAGGCCCUCAGUGGCCUGGAUGGAGCCCACAGAGCCAAAGGAUGUUAACUCAAAUCACGUAUACUUCCAUCCGGCCCCAGAGACUGAGAAGGACCGCAAUAAUCCACCUCCGAGUCAGCCUGGCCAGUUUCCCAAUCCAUGUCUGGAGAAUCCUAAUACUAUCCUUUACUGUACACAGAGCCAUGCUAAUAAUAACAACUUACAAAGGGACAGUGGGCCUGGGGUGCAGCCCCUAGCCUCUUUCCCUCCAUUGUCCACCUUGACCAAGGGGAUUGAAGAACGAGAGCUGCCUCAUGGCUCGAUCCAGUUUGACCUUCAGGAGCCAGCAAGCCAAGAGGAGCCCCCAAGGUUUACCUCGGAAGACUCUAGCCCAGUGGAAUCAGAAUCACUGGAUGAUGCGAGCUUGCCGUCCCUUACUGCUGGUGACGACAUCCCGGUACCCAUUGGGAGAGACUCUAAAAACAUGGUGGGAAGGGAAAAUGGCGCCUUGGCCCCCAAGGACAUGGUAGCUGAUGUUACAGUGUCUAGCAGUACAGUCCCUGCCUCCCCAGACAAAAGUGAGUCUGAAAGUAAAGAGGCUGGGCCUAUUUUCUACAUCUCAGACACCACUGAUUGCUCCUUGACUUUGGAUUGCUCAGAAGGAAACGACCCCCAAAUGGGAAGCCGUGAAUCAAAGAUGGGGAAACCAGUGAAUGGCUCUGUCACUUCUGAUACUGGUGACACGGAGGGAGAGACUAGUAGUAGCAGGGUCCCUUCCAUCCCAAAUUUCAGUCCCACCAGGGAAGACUCUGCUUUGGCUCUUGGGAAGAACGAGCCUGGCGACAAAUGUGGUGUGCCCAGGGAGAAAGUAGUCAAAGGGAAAGAGGCAGCAGGACCAAAGAGAAACUCCCUGAAAGACACACCUACGAGUGCCCCCAAGCCUGGGAGUGUGCGGCGUAGCCUGGGGCCUUCUUCCAAGCCAGUGCGGACCCUGAAUGCCUCUGAAAAUGAGAGCAUGCGCAAAGUGGUCCCCAUCUCCAAAUCCAGCAGAGGUUCAGGAAGCUGGAAACGGCCCGAAGUUCCAGCCAGGGUGAACCCUCAGGAGGCCCCCAGCAGCACGGAUUCUCGAAUGUCCCGCCGAAACUCCGUCAGAGCAGCAGCUGUGGCAGCAGAAGAACAGAGACUGCAGAGGGGAAAUGCCAUGUCCAGCAGCAUCCGUUUGGGGAAGGACUCUCCCCUGCAACAUAAGACCUCCCUCAAAAAACCCAGCGCCAAACCCAUCAGGAAUCUCCCCAAGCCAAAGGCAGAUGAAACCAAGAUCUGCCGAACCAACCCUCACGAAUCGGAGGAUGCUGAGGAAGCGCCCAAGCCCCCACCACCUGUCCCUCGGGUCCCACCCCCCAUCCCAAGCUUUGCCAGGAACACAGUUGCCUCCUCCUCCAGGCGUUUGAAAACUGAUUCGCCUCCUGUUUCCAAGGUGCCUGGUAUCACCCGGGCAGCAUCCCAGAGGCAGCUAAGGAUGAAGAUGGCUCCUGAGGACACCCAAACCAAGAAUGGCAGUUCCUUGAGACGAAGCAGCAGUGCGAGGACUGCCCAAAAGUGCCCAGAACCCAGUGAAAGCAACAGCGGUAAAGGGGAAACCUCUUUGAAAGGAAGAGGCACAGGGGAGAAAUCUUCUCUGAAACGAAAGGAUUCAAAUAGGACCACACUGGGGAAAAUUAUGAAUCCAUUAUGGAAAUAA
This is a messenger RNA of Gracilinanus agilis (Agile Gracile Mouse Opossum), 3429 nucleotides long. RefSeq names its product FH2 domain containing 1 (gene FHDC1). Lineage: Eukaryota; Metazoa; Chordata; Mammalia; Didelphimorphia; Didelphidae. Gene Ontology annotation, molecular function: actin binding; microtubule binding. Gene Ontology annotation, cellular component: cytoplasm; actin filament. Bases 1 to 3429 code for a protein of 1142 amino acids. The transcript has 12 exons. The record is from RefSeq and is a predicted model, not a curated record. Gene Ontology annotation, biological process: actin filament polymerization.